Tripterygium wilfordii is the source of this 1061-nucleotide messenger RNA. Its product is annotated as L-ascorbate peroxidase 3-like. The transcript has 10 exons. Gene Ontology annotation, molecular function: heme binding; peroxidase activity. Gene Ontology annotation, biological process: response to reactive oxygen species; hydrogen peroxide catabolic process; cellular response to oxidative stress. Bases 44 to 874 code for a protein of 276 amino acids. Lineage: Eukaryota; Viridiplantae; Streptophyta; Magnoliopsida; Celastrales; Celastraceae. The record is from RefSeq and is a predicted model, not a curated record.
AUCAGAUUCCUCUCUUGGAAGUCCAUAAAUAAGAUCCGAAGAAAUGGCGGCACCGGUUGUCGACGCAGAGUACUUGAAGGAAAUCGAAAAGGCUCGGAGAGAUCUUCGUGCCCUAAUAUCCAGUAAAAAUUGUGCGCCUAUCAUGCUUCGCUUAGCGUGGCAUGAUGCGGGAACUUAUGAUGCCAAGAAGAAGACAGGAGGUCCUAAUGGCUCCAUCAGUAACGAGGAAGAGUUAAAACAUAGUGCGAACAAUGGUUUGAAAAUUGCAGUUGAUUUAUGUGAGGAAGUGAAGGCUAAAUAUCCGAAAAUCACAUAUGCGGAUCUUUAUCAGCUUGCUGGGGUUGUUGCAGUUGAGGUCACUGGAGGCCCAACCAUUGACUUUGUUCCUGGCAGAAAGGAUUCAUCGGAAUCUCCUGAAGAAGGACGCCUUCCAGAUGCAAAACAAGGUUCAUUGCAUUUAAGGGAUGUCUUUUAUCGCAUGGGGCUAACAAACAAGGACAUUGUGGCUCUAUCUGGAGGCCAUACAUUGGGAAGGGCCCAUCAAGAUAGAUCAGGCUUCGAUGGCCCCUGGACAAGCAAUCCUUUGAAAUUUGACAAUUCUUACUUUAAGGAACUUCUGAAAGGGGACUCACAGGGACUCCUAAAGCUUCCCACAGACAAGGUUCUUGUUGAGGAUCCAGAGUUUUGUCGCUACGUCGAGCUAUAUGCAAAGGAUGAAGAUGCGUUCUUCGAAGACUAUGCAGCCUCACAUAAGAAACUUUCAGAGCUUGGUUUCACUCCACAAACCAAGGGCAGUGCAAGAUUGGUACAAAGUGUAUUUGGAAUGAUUGUUGUUGUUGCUGCCUUGUUGCUGAGUUUCCUCUAUGAAGAUUGAAGUUCACGGUAGAGUCAAGUGAACAGAAGAAUUCAUGAAUUUUUCAUAUGCAGAACGCAUACAUUGAAUUUGCUCUUUUCAUUUGGAAGUUAUGUAAUUAGACCUGAUUGAACAUCUUGAAGUCAUGCAGAACAGCAGAAGGAAGUUGGCUUGUAGUGGCAAUAUUACGUUGAACUGUUUAUGCAGA